AUGGCGACUGCCCCAGUUCCAGAAUCCACUCCUCCGGCUGCGGAGUUGGUGACCCAGCGACGUUCUUCAGCGACUCACAUCAAUCCAGGUGAAAUCAGUCGACCCAUGAACCUUCAGAGAAUCGCUCAAAGAAAAACCCAAGUCAGAAAUUAUCCGAAGACGAAGAAACUGGAGAAAUUGGGCAUCUACUCGUCAUGCAAGGCUGAUGAUUCUUGCAAGUGCAAUGGGUGGAAGAAUCCCAAUCCACCCCCUACGCCUACACAGCCAAGCCGUCUAGACAUUGCCACACCUCUUGCCAGUCUGUCUGAUCCCUGCAGGAGCUGCAGCCACCAGCUUGCCGCUCAUGUUUCCCAUCUGGAGAAUGUACCGGAGGAGGAGAUAAAUCGCCUCCUUGGCAUCGUUGUAGAUGUGGAGAACCUCUUCCUCUGCGUGCAUAAAGAAGAGGAUGCGGAUACCAAACAGGUCUACUUCUACCUUUUCAAGCUCCUGAGAAAAUGCAUCCUACAGAUGAGCAAGCCGUCGGUAGAGGGUCCACUUGGAAGUCCACCAUUUGAGAAGCCAAGCAUAAACAAGGGGGUCACAAAUUUUGUGGUGUACAAAUUUGGGCAUUUACCUCAGAAGGACUGGCAGACGAUGUACGACCUGGCAAAGAUGUUCCUUCAUUGUCUCAACCAUUGGAAGCUAGAAACACCAACCGUUAGGAAGCAGCGAGCCCAGACAGACGAUGUAGCUGCUUACAAGGUCAACUACACAAGGUGGUUGUGUUAUUGCCACGUCCCAGCAUUCUGCGAUAGUCUCCCACGCUACGAGACAACGCACAUCUUCGGUCGAUCGCUCCUGCGUUCAGUCUUCACCGUCAUGAGGCGGCAACUUCUGGACAAGUUCAGAGCGGAGAAGGACAAGAUGCCGCCUGAGAAACGAACCCUGGUGCUUACUCACUUCCCAAGGUUUCUUUCAAUGCUGGAAGAGGAAGUCUAUGGACCUAGUUCACCAAUCUGGGACCCUGACUUCUCACCUAUGCCUGGUAGUACUUGUGUGCCUCUUCCAGACCCACCUACACCAGACAAUGCGAGCCCUUUGGCAACCUCAGUCCCAACAGCAGCGAGCACGGUACCAACCAUGGGUCGCAUCACCAUCUCAGCCACCGCGGCUUCAACGGCGACGUUGGCCGAUAACAGUACCUCCUUUAACCUCAGCCCUGGGUUGGUCAACAGCAAGAAGGCCGUCAAAGUGGGCGACUCUGAGGAAGAGGAACCUGUAGUCGAAAAAGUGGCUGAGAAGAGGAAGAGUGAUGACUCGGAGACGAUCGAAGAUGCCAAGAGACAACGACUCUUAGAAGACGAUAUUCCAAUGAAAGUUGUGAGUGAGGUGUUAUCGACGAUCACGGAUCCUGCUGCGAUGGUUGGCCCUGAGAGUAGUCUGUUUUCUGCACAUGCUGCCCGGGAUGAGGCGGCCCGCAAUGAAGAACGCCGUGGCGUUAUUGAGUUCCACGUCAUCGGGAAUUCCAUCACACGAAAUCCAUCUCGCCAGACGCUGAUUUGGCUGAUCGGACUUCAGAACGUCUUCUCCCAUCAGCUACCAAGGAUGCCUAAGGAAUACAUCACAAGGUUGGUGUUUGACACCAAGCACAAAACCCUCGCCCUCGUCAAGGACGGACGGGUCAUCGGUGGAAUCUGCUUCCGUAUGUUCCCGACCCAGGGCUUCACCGAGAUCGUCUUCUGUGCUGUGACCUCUAACGAGCAGGUCAAAGGUUACGGUACCCACUUGAUGAACCAUCUGAAGGACUACCACAUCAAACAUGGAGUCUUACACUUUUUGACCUUCGCUGAUGAGUAUGCUAUCGGCUACUUCAAGAAACAGGGUUUUUCAAAGGAAAUAAAGCUGUCUAAAUCUGCGUAUGUCGGCUACAUCAAGGACUAUGAGGGCGCUACACUGAUGGGCUGUCAGCUCAAUCCUCGCAUCCCGCAUACAGAGUUCUCCCAGAUCAUCCGGCGGCAGAAAGAGAUUGUCAAGAAGCUAAUUGCGAGGAAACAGGAAGAGGUUCGGAAAGUCUUCCCCGGGCUGACCUGCUUCAAGGAAGGGGUGCGACAGAUACCCCUGGAGAGUAUUCCUGGACUGGUUGAGGCAGGAUGGAGACCGCCAAAAGAGAAACCUCCGCCAACGAAGCUCUGUAAUAUGAGUGAGGAGCAAGUCUACCAACUCUUCAAGACUGUCCUGACUGCAACCAAGAAUCACACAAGUGCCUGGCCAUUCCUGAAGCCUGUAGAAGCCUUGGAAGCACCAGACUAUUACGACCACAUCAAGUACCCCAUGGAUUUGAAGACGAUGACUGAGCGACUGAAGAACAAGUACUACUGCUCCAAGAAGUUGUUCAUUGCAGAUAUGCAACGGAUCUUCAGUAAUUGUCGAGCCUAUAAUGCAGCCGAUACAGAGUAUGUUAAAGGUGCCAAUACACUGGAGAGGUUCUUCUUCAAUAAGAUUAGAGAGUUUGGGAUUAUUGAUAAGUAAUAUGAAUUAUGAAUGAGAUUUAUCCUGAUUGCUAUUAAGUAUGAUAGUGCCCUGUUGGCGCGUACCUCGCAUACUCUCAAAAAGCGCCAUUCUAACGACAAAAGGAGGCAAAUCAUUGAACGAUGGCUUUUCCGUGGCAGCAAAAUGUGGGUUACCUAGAAGGAAGCGUACCUGGUAGUGAUAUGCAAAGGGGGUCUACUGAUUUCUAUAGAAGCCCUUACAAAAUGCUGAAUGCAUCUCUGAACAAUGCGCGUUUACCGUUUCCAUCAUUUUGAUCAUCAAAUAAUUUGUGCACGAUUUUCACUCCCAAAAUUAUGGUGUUCAAGGGGUCUAUAGACCUCAUGCACAUGACGUCAUUUGAGUAAAGUCGCCUCGCCUAGAGGUCACAUGGAGGUUUGUUCCCAGGCCAAUCAUGUGUACUGUGUGUUCAAAUGUGAAUGCUUCCAUUAUUUCAUUAUCAUUUUACCUCUAAGAUUGCGGCAUUAUGACGUUAAUGCAUCACUCACUAAAGUCCUAAUAAUAAUAAUAAUAAUAAUAAUAAUAAUCCGUUUUUAUAUAGCGCUUUUCACACCCGGAGGGCGGCCCAAAGCACUUCGCAUUAUUAACCCUGAUCACUGGGCCUCAUUUAACUUCUUAAACCAUCUCAGCUCCCUGGUGGAGAGUAUACAGCCUUGU
This is a messenger RNA of Asterias rubens (European starfish), 3183 nucleotides long. Its product is annotated as histone acetyltransferase KAT2A-like. Bases 1 to 2508 code for a protein of 835 amino acids. The record is from RefSeq and is a predicted model, not a curated record. Gene Ontology annotation, biological process: chromatin remodeling; positive regulation of transcription by RNA polymerase II. The transcript has 17 exons. NCBI's taxonomy places the organism in Eukaryota, Metazoa, Echinodermata, Asteroidea, Forcipulatida, Asteriidae. Gene Ontology annotation, molecular function: protein binding; histone H3 acetyltransferase activity. Gene Ontology annotation, cellular component: nucleus; histone acetyltransferase complex.